Plasmopara halstedii is the source of this 2730-nucleotide messenger RNA. RefSeq names its product tkl protein kinase. NCBI's taxonomy places the organism in Eukaryota, Oomycota, Peronosporomycetes, Peronosporales, Peronosporaceae. The transcript has 2 exons. The coding region runs from base 1 to 2730 and encodes 909 amino acids. The record is from RefSeq and is a predicted model, not a curated record.
AUGAAUCACGAGAAAGAUCAAGAGCUGUUAACAAUACGUAAAACACAAUUUCUUCGUCAUGUUCCGAUUUUAACUCAUGUGAUUAAAGAAGGUUUGUGUUCCGAACGACAAAUUGUACGAGCUUUUGACUUUCUUUCAUUUAAUGAUGGUGAAUAUCUUUAUCGUCAAGGACAAAAUAAUCGAGAUGUUUUCUUUAUAGAUGAAGGUAAAGUUUCAAUUACUCAACGUCGACGAUCUCGUGCUACAAGUAUCGUUCGAUCUAUUGGAUCCUUAACAUUGGAUUCAAAUAUUCAACCACUUGUACCUCGUCGAAAUCUUCGAAAACGAUCUCAACUUGAAGCCGAGAUGGAAAUUCAAUUAUAUCAAUUAGAACAAUUUGAAUAUUGUGGUGAAGAAACUUUCUUACAAGGAAUGGAAACAAGAGGUUUAAAUGCUGUUGCUAUUGGAAAUGUGACGUGUUUUCUUUUGUUAGAAACAGCAUUUCAACGAUUAUUUGCUACAGUUCAUGAAUUGAUGUUAUAUCGACAUUAUCUUCGGAUUCAUGGUAUUUUACUUCAUCAUCGUAUAUUUCAUCAUUUUUCAAUACGUGAACGACAAUAUUUAAUUGAUCAUUCAACACUUGAAGAAUAUCAUGAUAAAGAUCGAAUUAUACAACAAGCUGUUGGAAAUGUACUUUGUCUUGUAAUUUCACGUAAAAUUUAUGUUGAAGCAUCUCAUUUACAAGGAAGUCAAGGUCUUAAUGCUGAUAUUGAAGCUUUAUUUGCAAUGUCAUUAAUUGAAGAAUGGUUGUUAAUUACUCGAACACGUCAUUUACAUCUUGCGAAUCCAUCUGUAUCUCGUUAUUUAACAACAUUUGUAAAGAAAUUUAAAGCAGCAUAUUUACAAAAAUUUGAAGGAAAAACAUUAUAUUUGGAUUUAUUACGACGAUUAGUAAUUGAUCCAACAUUAGGAAAUGAAUUUCCAUUUGUUUCCGAUCGUGUUGGUUCUGAUCAAUCAAGUUCAGCGUUAAGUAUCAUACGAUUUGAAACACGUCGAAUUCUUUCACUUCGUCCACUUGAUCGUUCCCCAUUUGAAACAAGUUUCUUAGCUCGUUUACUUGAAUCAACGGCCUUUGUAACUAAAUUUGAGCGUCCGAUUGAAAUUGAUCAACUUACACUUGCACGUGGUAUUGGACGAUAUGCUACAUUUUUAACUAUUGCAAAAGAUACAUUUCUAUUUCGACAAGGAAAGUUUGAGAGUCGUGCAUUUCUUAUUUUAAGAGGAAAGAUUGAAAUUGUGAAUGAAGAAUGUGAUUCGUUACAAUUAGAAACAUCAAGUAAAAGUUACGAUGUACUUGCAACAUUAUCAGCUGGUGAUUCUUUUGGGGAACUUUCACUUGUUACACGUUUACAACGAUCUGCUUCAGCUUUAGCACCAUGUGAAUCGGAUCUUUUAGUCUUUGAACGUGCACAUUUACAAGCUUUAAUUACACUUUUACCUGGUGUUUCUAUACAACAUGCGAUGGUAAAACGUGCUGAAUUACUAGCGACACUUGAUUUUUUACGUUCAAGUGAUUUUCCUCAAUGUAUUCGACUUGCUCAUGAUAUUCAAGAAAAAAUGUACGAUCGAAGACAUACGUUUUUGUACGACCCCAUUGAGUUGCGUACUCUUUAUAUUGUAAAAAGUGGUGAAGUGGCAGUAUAUUUACGUCAAAUGGUACCAGUUAAUGAUGGUACAAGUCAAAAAGAAGUACUUGUUCGAGUGGCAACUAUUGGACCACGUGAAGUUUUUGGCGUUGCAGUGGCAAGUGCAACUGCUACUGUAUUGGACACAAAUGUGUUAGAAAUUCCUCGAAAUUCCAAUACUAUUGUCCCAUCUCAUGUUGCAUCUUGUUCUAUUUCGGAUCUUCAUGCUCAAGAAUAUAUUGCGGCAACUUUAGCUUCUGUGACAACUACGACCAUUGCGAUGAAACCAGUAGGUUUGGACGAUUUAGCUCAAACGGUUUAUAUGUGUAUUACACCUGUUCAAAUGUUGGAACUAUCGGAAAUUGGAUGGAAACGACUUUCUCUUUCGAGUUUAUCGAAUAUUCGACAUACUUUACUUGAACGACAUCGAUAUAAUUUAGAAACAGUGGAAAAACAAAUGCAACAAGGAAAUAUUGUCUAUUAUAGUGUCGAGAAGCCGUGGCAAGUUAUUUCGACUAUUGCAGUAGGUAAAAGAGACCCAAAAGAUGGAAUAUUGGAACCUGUGUUAAUUACUCAAUUAAGUCGUCGAGUUAAGGACAAGAAAUUACAAAAACAACAUCAAGAAUUAACCUCACUCUCUAUAGUAGCUGCUUCACCAUUCAAAGAUCCAAGUCAACUCAUCACUUCUCCCAUUUUAACGGAAUCUCGUCGAAGAUCGCUAUUUAGUUUAAGUAUUGGGCAAAAUCUCGCUUCUUUUUCGAAUGAUUCACCGUCAUCCUUAUCACCAACACAUACGAUGCAUCUUAAUGGAUCAUUCAAGUCAAAGAAUUCUCUUCUUGUUAUAUCUCCGAAUACUUCUCCUGUAUCAAAUAUACAAGCAAGAAGUGGUAGUGGACACUUUCUUCCGUCUUCAAGUCCGAGUAGAAGAGGAUCGAUUGGGAUUGCAAGUCCUCGUCCUCGAAGAUUUACAAGUCCAAAGCAAGAUACAACACGAAGUCCAUCAGAAGUAAGUGAUAAAGAUUGUGAAAUUAUGUGGAAAUCUCCUAGAAGACCUUCUGCGAAUUGA